AUGGAUCCCCUGAAGAAAGUGCCCGUUUCUGAGGAUGUGGUCCACUACAGGCUCUUUCUAGUCCAUCCAGACACACAGACCAGUGAGGAGACCCUUCCCCAGCUUCUGGAGGACCUGCUGGCUGAACUCGCUCCUCUCUUAGUGAAGUACAUUUGGCAGCAACAGCCGUUCAACCUCAGCUACCAUCCAGAGAAAGGGGGUGUGCCGGCCCACCUGGCUGGCAGCACAGAGUUCGGUGAUAACGUGGAGGACGAGUGGUUCAUCGUUUACCUGCUCAAGCACCUCACACGCACCUUCAGUCAACUGGCUGCCAGUAUCCAUGACAACGAUGGGCAGUUCCUGCUGAUUGAGGCGGCAGAAUAUCUGCCCAAAUGGCUCGACCCCGACAGCAGCGAGAACAGAGUGUUCCUGUAUCGCGGGGAGCUGCACAUAUUACCCAAUCGCACGCGUUCUGGAGAGGUGGGCUGGCCCCGGGACUCGGUGCCAUUUCUGCAGGAGGCCCUGGACGUGCUGCACAAACAUGCUGACCACUGCCUGGCACAUCAGCGCAUCCGCUCUGCAAUCGACCGCAGACUGCAGGGGUACCCUGAUAAGAUCCAGUCUAGUCUCCAUCACGCUCACUGUUACUUGCCUGCGGCCAUUGCUGCAGUGUUGUCACAGCGUCCAGCCCUCAUAGCGCCUGCCGUAUCUGCUUUCUAUCUGCGUGACCCCAUUGACCUGCAGGCCUGCAGAACGUUCCGGAACUUUCCGCCGGACGCCAGAGUCCUCACUUCGGUGACGUUCACUCGUUGUCUGUACGCUCAGCUGAUGCAGCAGAGUUUUGUUCCAGACCGAAGGAGUGGAUACACCCUGCCCCCUCGCUCUCACCCCCAGUACAAGGCUCAUGAGCUGGGCAUGAAGCUGGCUCACGGCUUUGAGAUCCUGUGCAGUAAGAAUGGGCUGGCAGCAGCCGCGGGUCACGAGGCUCCAGUCAGCUCUCACCCACAUUGGAGAGGCUUUCUGGACAGCUUGCAGAGGAACGGGUACUUCAAGGGGGAACUGGAAGGCUCCGUGCGGUACAGAGAGUUAAUGACUUCGGCAGAGAACUUCUUCAAGCAGUCAGUCACAAGGACACACAGUUCCAGUGUUCAUGGUCCAGGUGAAGAGGUGCUGCAGGUGUUACAGAGCGCCCCCUAUAGUCUGGAGGAACUGAAGAAACAAGAGGCACAUCUUCCACCGGAGGAGAGUGAUGACUGGCUGAACAUCAGUUCUCAAGAGCUGGAGAGGUUGCUGGAGGAAAGGGGUGGUCGGGGGUUUACGUGUGGGACGCGAGUGGCUGAGGAAGAGGAGCGAGAAGAAGAAGCUGGCUACAGUCUGGUGGCCGUGACGCAGGGGAUGAAAAACUUCAUCAACGCCAUGUCGUCACACGAAGGAGCAGAAUUCCCACGGUCUUGUUUGCCAGAACCCUUUAGUUUUGACCCUGAUGUAGUGACCAGUACAAUGGACAGACUGCUUGGUGGAAAAGAUGAGGAGCUGGAUUCGGAUGAUUUUGAGGAUGAGGAUGAGGAGGAUGAGGAUGAAGAAGUAGGCCCUCGAGAGCAAGCAGGAGCAGAAGCUUUGGGCAGUUUGAGGAGAUACAUGGAUGAAAUGGAUCAAGAGCUGCAAACCACAAACAUUGGCAAGAGUUUCACCCGCAACGCCAAAGGCAAUGACAGAGCAGAUGCAGCCAGCAGCUCAGAGCCAGCAGAGGAGGACCUCCAGCCCUUGAAUGUGGAUGUGAACCUGGUCACAAAUCUGCUCGAGUCCCUGGCUUCACAGGCUGGCCUUGCUGGACCUGCCUCUAACCUGCUGCAGAGCCUGGGCAUCCACCUGCCCCCUAACGCUGACCAGUCUUAAGCCAACCAGAGCAGAAGGACUGAAUUUUGAUCUAGUCUGCAUUUUCUUGGGCAAAUCUCAGAGUAACAUUUCUCUCAAAGUUAGAAAGGUUGAAAGGUAUUAGGUAUUCAACGCUGUUUUCUAAUAUGCAUAUGUAUUUUCAUACAGUAUUUUGUAAUGUGUUUGUCUACAGUACUCUACCAAAUAAAUAAUAUUUAAUUACAGAUAGUUUCAUAAAGGGUCACAGAUGAGAAAA
This is a messenger RNA of Pygocentrus nattereri (red-bellied piranha), 2110 nucleotides long. It is a transcript of the gene ecd, whose product is annotated as ecdysoneless homolog (Drosophila). Gene Ontology annotation, cellular component: nucleus. The record is from RefSeq and is a predicted model, not a curated record. The transcript has 12 exons. Lineage: Eukaryota; Metazoa; Chordata; Actinopteri; Characiformes; Serrasalmidae. Bases 1 to 1875 code for a protein of 624 amino acids.